GUCAAAACACAAAUCCCAAAUACCUACAAUUUACAUUCAGUAAAAUUACAAGAUUGAAAUUUUAAUAUUACAUGUAAAAAUUUAAAUAAAACAAACAUGUUAAGAAAUCUUAUUUUUCCAAUAGCACGAACAAAGUUUCAAGUUAUAAAUAUAAGAAAUAAACAGAAAAAAGUGCCAAAAAUUGAUAAAAAGUUGCAAGCCGCCACGGAAUCACUUGCUGCGAGAGGUUUCCUUCGCCCCAACAAACCUUGGGACCCACCAGCUAAUAUUGAUGAGAUGAUACUUAAGAUAUGCAGUGAAAAUGGAUUAAAUUCAAAAUCUGAAUUUAAUUCCUUGGAAGUAAAAUUUGUUGUACUAAAAUCAUGUUAUGAAGAAACUGGACACAGUGUACCUAAUUCUUUGUUACAUACAAUUGAAACUGUUGAUGACUUAAGAACCUUCUAUGAAACACCUGUUGAUGUAAGAACACCAUUUGAUGCUCUAAAGAAGAUGGAUUUACCAAAAAAUCUACAUGUACAGGAAGAUUAUGUCAGAUUCCAUCCUGAAAAAGAUACACUAUUCAAUGGUCAAACAGUCUUUCCACAAAGUUCCACAAUUGUGUCCGGCCUGAAAACAAGAAAGAAGUAUGAGGGACACUCUGCUAAGCGGUCAUGGCCUUAAAUAUAAAUACGUUGAAAAUUCUCUAGCGAUAGUGACGAGAUAGUGAUUAUAAGUUUAUAAUAUAAAUUAGAUAAUAA
Molecule: messenger RNA, 737 nt
Organism: Leptidea sinapis
Lineage: Eukaryota; Metazoa; Arthropoda; Insecta; Lepidoptera; Pieridae
Gene: mRpL50
Product: 39S ribosomal protein L50, mitochondrial
Exons: 5
Coding region: 97-660 (187 amino acids)
Cellular component (GO): mitochondrial large ribosomal subunit; mitochondrion
Source: RefSeq, a predicted model, not a curated record